This is a messenger RNA of Lactuca virosa, 2150 nucleotides long. NCBI's taxonomy places the organism in Eukaryota, Viridiplantae, Streptophyta, Magnoliopsida, Asterales, Asteraceae. The record is from the annotation of a GenBank genome assembly.
AUUUCAAAAGCUCAAGAGAGGGAGGAACAAAGCAAAGAAAGCAAGUCUAUAUUUUUCGCUCCUGUAUUUCUCUCUCCCCAAUCUUUCUCGUCUCAAUCACAUCUAAAGAUUGUUGUUUUCCAUCGUAGAGUUGCUGGGUUUAACCGAUUUUAUUCGUGGGAUGUGGUGCUGAUUUGGGGUUAAUCUUUUGAUGAUGUUUUAGUUGCGAAUCUGAGCUGUUGGAGUGGGAGCGAUAAGUUUAUUGAUUUUGUCAUCGUAUUGUUUCUGGGUUUCCGUUUUUUAUUCGAAUGGUUGUUGAUUUUUGUUUGAAUUUGGGGAAUUUGGUGAAUUUUUGUAUAUUUUCAUAGUUCUGUAAAGGUUCUUGAUAAAGAAAGUGAAAUCUCAAAUUGGAGAGAUAAUAAUGGAGAAGGGUGAAGGCGGGGGGGAUUCAAAUUUCCCUCCGAAAACGAAUCAAUCGGAGGCGGCGGAGGUAUCGACGGCAACACCGAUGGAUAUCCCGGCUGCAAAAAAGCUCGCACGGCAGCUGGAUUUUAACAGCAUCGGUGGUAGUGUACCCCCGGCGGCGUCGUUGGCGAGGACUCAAGUGGUUUUGCCGGAGCACCCUCAACGGCCGGUUGUGGUGCAUGUUCAACACCCAGCGCCACCGCCGCCGCCACCACAACCAAAACAGUCGCUGCUGCAACAACAACCUUUAAGGCCUUUAAAACCAGAAUCUCCAAAGGCUCGAGCAAGACAAAAUGUUGAAGGAAAAGAUGGUACUCCAAAGAAGCCAAAACAGUGUAAUUGUAAGCACUCAAGGUGCUUGAAAUUAUAUUGUGAAUGCUUUGCAAUGGGAAUAUAUUGUGAUGGGUGCAACUGUGUCAACUGUCAUAACAAUGUUGAAAAUGAGCCUGCAAGAAGAGAUGCUGUUGAAACCACUUUGGAACGAAAUCCAGAUGCAUUUAGACCUAAAAUUGCAAGUAGUCCUCAUGGAAACCGUAAUAGAAGGGAAGAGGCGGGAGGAAAACAUAAUAAAGGAUGCAAUUGCAAGAAAUCAGGAUGCUUGAAGAAAUACUGUGAGUGCUUUCAAGCAAACAUUCUUUGCUCUGAGAACUGUAGAUGCAUGGAUUGCAAGAAUUUUGAAGGAAGUGAAGAAAGGCAAGCUCUUUUUCAUGGAGACUCUGUUAAUAACAUGGUCUAUCUUCAACAGGCGGCAAAUGCCGCCAUCACCGGAGCUAUCGGGACCUCCGGUUACGGUUCACCGCCAGUGUCCCGGAAAAGAAAGGGGCCGGAAGUUUUAUAUGGUGGACAUGCAGCAAAAGAUUCAGUGUUUCAUAGGGUUGCACACUUUCAUGAGACAAAUCAUGUCAAAGAUUCCACUCCUUCAUCUUCAUGUCCUUCUGCUCCUGGUGCUCGUGUAGCUAACAAUGCACCUGUGGGCCCUUCCAAAUAUACAUACAGGUCUCUAUUAGCAGAUCUUAUUCGAUCAGAUGAUAUGAAGGAGCUAUGUGCUGUAUUGGUGGUGUAUGCAAGUGAAGCUGCUCGUGUGCCUUCAGAUGAGACAAAUGCAAAGGAAAAGACAAGAAACAUUAACAGAGAAAGCUCCCUAACAUCAUCAAUAACAGAUCUACAACAAAGCCCAAAGGAAGGUGAUGCUCAGAAAGCCAUGGCUGAUGAAUCUUCAAGUGAGAGGCCAAUGUCUCCAGGAACCCUAGCCUUGAUGUGUGAUGAACAUGAUUCAGUGUUCAUGAAUUCUGAUUCUGAUGGAUUUCUGGAUCAUGAUCAUGCGGAUAAUAAUAAUAAUAAUCAAAAAAAUCAUGGUCGAUUGCCAAAUGGACAAAUCAUUACUCAAACUUAUGUUGAGCAAGAAAAGACAGUGUUGACAACCUUUAGAGAUUGUCUUAAUAAACUCAUCACUUUAGGUGAACUAAAAGAAACACAAUGUUCUUCAUUGGCAAGAAGCGAUUAUGGAGGUCAAAGUCAAAUGGAAGCAGUUGAAAGCUCAACAACAAAUGCUCAUUGGAAUCCUUCCAUUAAUGGUUUCUCAAGGCCAACACAACUUCCUCAACAUAAUGAUAACCAAAAUAAUAUGAAACCCCCAUUUCAUCUUGAAAAUGGAGAUUUGAAACUAAAACAUGAAAAAGAUAUGCAAUAAGAAGGAUGCUUGUGGC